This is a messenger RNA of Cladocopium goreaui, 453 nucleotides long. The record is from the annotation of a GenBank genome assembly. NCBI's taxonomy places the organism in Eukaryota, Dinophyceae, Suessiales, Symbiodiniaceae.
AUGUCGGAGACUGCGGAAGCAGCAGAUCCAUCCGCACAGUCGAAGUCAGAGACGAUCAACAUGACCGUUGAGCCCUAUGAGAUGGAGGAUGCGGCCGUUCAGGAGGUUGUUGACACCUUGCCCGAGACUGCGGAGAAGUACCAGGAGAUUAGGAAGCAUGGAAUUGACGUGAUGGCCAAGUGCAAGUCCGAGAUCAUGUCACCUCGGAUGACACCCACUCAUGAGACGGGCCUGAAUCCGGUCAUGUCUCAUUCACUCACGAGUGAUGACCCAGCCGCAGUUUUCCAAAUUGAAGAGGAUGUGCAUGAAGCCAUAAUUGACACUGGAGCAAGUAGAGCAGUGAUAGGUCAUGAGAGGCUCAGUGGCCUAGAAAACGGGUGGUUGGAUCAGAGUGGAAGUUGUGCCAGGUCGGACUCCCUUUCUACUAUCAAACUCAGUGUUGAAAGCUCUUAG